Molecule: messenger RNA, 615 nt
Organism: Lucilia sericata (common green bottle fly)
Lineage: Eukaryota; Metazoa; Arthropoda; Insecta; Diptera; Calliphoridae
Exons: 3
Coding region: 1-615 (204 amino acids)
Source: RefSeq, a predicted model, not a curated record
AUGAACACCGCAAAGCACCAAAAAACGAUUAAACCCUUUAAUGAAACGGAAUUAAUACAGCCCCAAAUUUCAUUUACAACAAAUGCCACGGAAAAACAAAAUAGCCAGGCUAUGCUUGCGCUUUUUAUAGCCGUUCACACUCCCCUUUUAUCAGUAAAUCACCUAGGGGCCUUAUGCAAUUCAGCAUUUAAAGACAGCAAGGCCGCAAAUUUUAGUUUGCAUCGCACAAAAUGUACCAACAUUAUAACAAAUGUUUUGGCACCACAUUUUGUUGACAAUUUGUUAGAGGACAUUGGUGAUUCAAGUUUUAGCCUCAUAUUGGAUGAAGGUACUGAUAUUUCAGUGGAAAAACUAUUAGGCGUUGUAAUACGAUAUUACAGUAGAGAUAAAGAACAGUUUAUUACUACAUUUCUGGGAUUGAUUGAUUUAGAAGGUGGAAAAGCUGAUGAUCUGUUAAAAGGUUUGGAACGACUAACAAAAUUAUUUAACUUGGAUUUAACAAAACUUUUAGCCAUUGGUACGGACAAUGCUGCCGUAAUGACCGGUAUGUGUUUGUCAUUCCUUGAAAUUAGCGGUGUGUGCGGCAGCAGAAAAACAUUUUCCUGCCAAUAUUAA